Numida meleagris (helmeted guineafowl) is the source of this 6280-nucleotide messenger RNA. It is a transcript of the gene FMNL2, whose product is annotated as formin like 2. Lineage: Eukaryota; Metazoa; Chordata; Aves; Galliformes; Numididae. Gene Ontology annotation, molecular function: small GTPase binding; actin filament binding. The record is from RefSeq and is a predicted model, not a curated record. Gene Ontology annotation, cellular component: cytosol. The coding region runs from base 55 to 3369 and encodes 1104 amino acids. Gene Ontology annotation, biological process: cortical actin cytoskeleton organization; regulation of cell shape; cell migration. The transcript is spliced from 25 exons.
CGUGCUAGAGGGCGAGCGCGGGGCGCGCAGCAGCGCGGAGGGGCCGCCGCCGCCAUGGGGAACGCGGGGAGCGUGGACUCGCAGCAGACGGAGUUCAGGGCGCACAGCGUGCCCCUCAAGCUGCCCAUGCCCGAGCCCGGGGAGCUGGAGGAGCGCUUCGCCGUGGUCCUGAACGCCAUGAACUUGCCUCCCGACAAAGCCCGGCUGCUGCGGCAAUACGACAAUGAGAAGAAGUGGGAGCUCAUCUGUGACCAGGAAAGGUUCCAAGUGAAGAAUCCCCCGCACACGUACAUCCAGAAGCUGAAGGGCUAUCUGGACCCAGCUGUCACCAGGAAGAAAUUCAGGAGACGAGUCCAAGAGUCUACUCAAGUACUCCGAGAACUGGAAAUUUCUUUGCGAACCAACCACAUUGGGUGGGUCAGGGAGUUCUUGAACGAAGAAAACAAAGGCCUGGAUGUGCUGGUGGAGUACUUGUCCUUUGCACAGUAUGCAGUCACGUUUGACUUCGAAAGCUUGGAGAACAACGUGGAAAACUCGAUGGACAAGUCCAAGCCUUGGAGCCGGUCGAUCGAGGACCUGCACAGGGGCAGCAAUUUGCCCUCACCGGUUGGCAGCAGUGCCUCGCGCUCCGGCAGGCACUCCGCUCUGCGGUACAAUACCUUGCCAAGCCGAAGAACUCUAAAAAAUUCCAGACUAGUGAGUAAGAAGGACGACGUUCACGUCUGCAUCAUGUGUUUACGUGCCAUCAUGAACUACCAGUAUGGAUUCAAUAUGGUCAUGUCGCACCCGCAUGCUGUUAAUGAAAUUGCACUAAGCCUGAACAACAAGAAUCCCAGGACGAAGGCCCUCGUCCUAGAGCUCCUGGCUGCUGUUUGUCUCGUCAGAGGAGGGCAUGAAAUCAUUUUGUCUGCGUUUGAUAACUUCAAGGAGGUGUGCGGAGAGAAGCAGCGCUUUGAGAAGCUGAUGGAGCACUUCCGAAAUGAAGACAACAACAUAGACUUCAUGGUGGCUUGCAUGCAGUUUAUCAACAUCGUUGUGCACUCAGUGGAGGACAUGAACUUCCGAGUCCACCUGCAGUACGAAUUUACAAAGCUGGGCCUGGACGAGUAUUUGGACAAACUGAAACACACAGAGAGUGACAAACUGCAGGUGCAAAUUCAAGCGUAUCUGGAUAACGUUUUUGACGUGGGAGCAUUACUGGAGGAUGCAGAAACCAAGAAUGCAGCCUUGGAAAGAGUUGAAGAACUGGAAGAAAACAUUUCCCACUUAUCUGAAAAACUUCAAGAUACGGAAAAUGAAGCCAUGGCAAAGAUUGUGGAACUGGAAAAACAGCUUAUGCAGAGAAACAAAGAACUGGAUGUGAUUCGGGAAAUCUACAAGGAUGCAAACAGCCAGGUUCACACCUUGAGAAAAAUGGUGAAGGAAAAAGAGGAAGCCAUCCAGCGACAGUCAACACUGGAGAAAAAGAUUCACGAACUGGAGAAGCAGGGGACCAUUAAGAUCCAGAAGAAAGGCGAUGGUGACAUCUCGAUUCUUCCCGUGGCUCUGGCCUCUGGGAUGGUGCCGGCGGGGGCAGAGGCUGCGGCUGGCACAUGUGUCACACCAACUGCUGGAGCUGCAUCUUCUGUACCACUGCCACCACCUCCACCACCAUUACCAGCCUUAGCAGCAGCAUCUGAAGCAGUGCAAAAUGGCCCUGUAACUGUGCCGGUGCCACCUCCACCGCCACCACCGCCUCCACCUCCGCCCCCAGCGCCGCCGCUGCCAGGUCCCGCCUUGGACACGGCUCCUGCCGCCCCGCUGCCCCCACCGCCCCCGCCGUCAGCACCCCCCCUGCCCGGCGCCGCCUCUCCCACCGUGGUUUUCAACUCAGGGCUUGCAGCUGUGAAAAUCAAGAAGCCGAUCAAGACCAAGUUCCGCAUGCCGGUGUUCAACUGGGUCGCCCUCAAACCCAACCAGAUCAACGGGACGGUCUUCAACGAAAUAGACGACGAAAGGAUCCUGGAGGAUUUAAACGUGGAUGAAUUUGAAGAAAUAUUCAAAACAAAAGCCCAAGGUCCUGCCAUUGAUCUUACUUCAAGCAAGCAAAAAAUAACUCAGAAAGGGUCGAACAAAGUCACGUUACUGGAUGCAAACAGGGCCAAAAAUCUUGCCAUCACUUUAAGGAAAGCUGGAAAGACGGCGGAUGAAAUCUGCAAAGCCAUUCACGUGUUUGACCUGAAAACGCUGCCAGUGGAUUUUGUUGAGUGCCUCAUGAGGUUCCUGCCCACCGAGAACGAGGUGAAGGUGCUGCGGCUCUACGAGCGGGAGAGGAAACCCAUCGAGAACCUGUCCGACGAAGACCGCUUCAUGAUGCAGUUCAGCAAGAUCGAGAGGCUGAUGCAGAAGAUGACCAUUAUGGCCUUCAUAGGCAACUUUGCCGAAAGCAUCCAGAUGCUGACCCCGCAACUUCACGCCAUAAUAGCUGCAUCUGUCUCAAUAAAGUCAUCCCAAAAGCUUAAGAAAAUACUGGAGAUCAUCUUGGCUCUCGGUAACUACAUGAACAGCAGUAAGCGAGGAGCGGUGUAUGGAUUUAAGCUACAGAGUCUAGACCUGCUCUUAGAAACAAAGUCAACAGACCGAAAACAAACCCUGUUGCACUAUAUUUCUAAUGUUGUCAAGGAGAAGUACCAGCACGUAUCCCUCUUUUACAAUGAACUUCAUUACGUGGAGAAGGCUGCUGCAGUGUCUCUAGAAAACGUCCUCUUGGAUGUGAAGGAGCUCCAGAGAGGCCUGGAUCUGACGAAGCGCGAGUACACCAUGCAUGACCACAACACGAUGCUGAAGGAGUUCAUUCAGAACAAUGAAGGAAAGCUGAAGAAGCUGCAGGAUGAUGCCAAAAUUGCCCAGGAUGCCUUUGAUGAUGCUGUGAAGUACUUUGGGGAGAAUCCAAAGACAACACCCCCCUCCGUUUUUUUCCCGGUGUUUGUCCGAUUCGUGAAGGCCUACAAGCAAGCAGAAGAAGAGAACGAGUUGAGAAAAAAGCAGGAACAGGCCUUAAUGGAAAAACUUAUGGAACAGGAAGCGAUGAUGGAGCAACAGGACCAAAAGUCUCCUUCGCAUAAAACAAAGAGACAGCAGCAAGAGCUAAUUGCAGAGCUCAGGAGGCGGCAGGUCAAGGAUAACAGGCAUGUGUACGAAGGGAAGGACGGUGCUAUUGAAGACAUCAUAACAGGUAAAGCCCUUUUGUUCCAUCAUCUCAGAGGCCCUUUCACCAAGGUUAAAAAUGUGUAUCUGCCUGAUAGCUAUCACGAGUGCGUUACGUGCUUCUUGUUAGAGCUACAGCAGCACAGCUUAGGAAAUGGUUUACAUGAUGUGAAUCAAUUAUAGUAAGUUUUGCUAAGGGUUUGUAACAAACAAAGCCCAGUAACCUCCCUUUGUGUGUUCACUGUCGGUGCUGCCCGUGUUUGUCACAAGCGCAGACCUUGGGCACGUGCUGUUUCUUACCUCUUCUCUUCCAGCAUGUUGGGAUGCACUUGGUCUCUGGUCUCUAGAGUAGGCAGCUCAGAUCUCAGCAGAUAUUCCGGUGGGGAUAUGCAUGCCGUGCAGAUCUUUCCCAGAAAUCUUUACUUUCCCAUAACUGGAAUGAAUGACAGAUGUUUAACAUUAUUAAGAGCCUGCAUUUUCAUUAAAAUGUACUAGCAGUAGUUGCACCACAUUAUUGCACGCUUACAGGAAAUCGUUUAGUCAAACCCAAAUGAUUGCUGGCCCUGAGCAGCUUCUGGUUUUAUACUGCUUUUCAGUUUGGCAGAAGCCUGCCCUGAUCACCACCAUAGGGCUGCAGGGAGGGCUGCAGAACCCGCUGUCAGCUGGGGCGUUGUGUGACAGAGCUGUCCUCUGAGUCGUGCUGUGCUCAGCAGCCAGGUCGUUUUGGGCUGUGCCACUGCUCUGGUUGAGGUGCUUGGAUUUUAGUGCACGUUCUGUACCUGUGGUGUGGAAGGAGCAAGACUUCCACGCUUCGAUAUCUUGACAGUAACUGAUUUCUGUUGCACGGAAAGUCAGAAAAACAGUCUUCGGGCAGGAUUGCCUUGGCUGUCUCCUGAAUGUUUGUCACAUCGUUUCUUCCCUCUGGGAGGAGAGCUGCUUUACCUCUCAGUGAGGAAAGCUGGUGAAUUUUUGCCCAGCUACAUGAGAGGGCUGAAAUGCUCUCGGUGAAGCUUUCACAGCUCUUUUUUAAGGUUUGAUCAAUAGAUUCCUAAGAUAAUAUUCUCCGUGUAAGAGGCAGACUUGCUGUACUAUCUAAUCGCUUCUGCUUCUGCAACUCCUUUGGGCUCCUGGAAGCCGGUGUAGUUGGUGAAGUGGCUCUCCUGCUCCGUGGGGGAAACAGAUGGUGCGAGCGAUGGCAGCCUGCGUGCAGCCCCGUGCAGGCGUGCCAGGCUCAGCCAACCCAACCAUCCCCUGUGGUGCCCAGCCCCUCCUGCUGCGCGCUGUCCCGGGGCCUCGGGCCGCGCAGUGACACACAGGGCACAGAAUGUCAGGUUGAACUGAGGUCACUUGGAUGCGGCGUGCGAGAGCCGGUCCAGCGGCACGGCAGUAAUCAGAAGCGUCACUUGACGCUGGCAGGUGCCUCUCAGGUGCACGGGGAGGCCCUGCUGGCCGGGAUGGGAACAGGGCAGCGUCCGGAGCCACGCUCUUCUGCAGCCAUAGCCUUCACAUUGAGCGGUAGUCUUCCAAAACCAUCAGACACUGCACGCUGUAAGAAACAGAUAUUCAGGGACUUGAAAGUGCCCCGUGACCAAAUCCUGCUGCACUGCAGUGUCACGAGUCGCUUGGAAGGUGCAGAAGUGUUCCCGGUUGUCCUUAACCAAGCGCUAACCGUGUACUAAUGCCGUCGAUCUGUGCUUCUCACUGCUCUGUUUGUUUGGCUGUUAUUCCCAUGCAGUGCUGAAGACUGUGCCCUUUACAGCUCGAACCGCCAAGCGGGGCUCUCGGUUUUUCUGCGAACCUGUUCUCACUGAGGAAUUCCAUUACUAAACUAUUCCUCUUUCACACCUGAUGCUCUUAGACAAAAAAAAGGUUGCUGUAGAUUUUUGACACUUCUCCAUUUGUAUGGACCUCAGCCGGGAUCAUGUGAAUGUUGAGUGUAUAGCAAUGUCCAGCGUCCGCCUGAAGUCGUACCGAUGUCACCUUUGUUGCAUGCGUUGUGUUUCAGUAACGUUUUAUUUCAUCCCAUCGACUGUGUCUGAUGCUUUUGCCCAUCCUCGCGUUUCAAAGGCAUCACUAACCCUCGUGACAAAUGCCAUAGAACAGCAAGUGGUGGAAGUCACAGUACAUUUGGUGCAGGCUCCGUGGGACGGACAAGGCUUAGGCCAAACGCAGUCGUACCGUGACCGUUCACUUGGCUUUUCUAUGUCAUCUCUGCUGGCUACAGAUCUUUCCCUGUAUGCACAUGUACCCGAGUAGUCUGCAUGUAGUAACUGAGCUGUAAGCCAGAGGGAACUCUGUCUGCAUGACUUCGGUGGGACUUUCUUGGGCUUUGCUUUCUGCCUUGGAAGGGUUAUCUGUGGUGACGUGUCCCCUCUCCGAGGGGCAUCGUUUUGGCCUUUCUAACCCUUGCCUGCACGUUUGCAUGUCAGACAUGGAAUGGAGUAAAUCUUCUCUCAUUUGUUCGCAUCCACAUUUAACUUUUUCAGUUCCAUGCCAACUUUUAUCCGAAAUAAAACCGGCAACGAGAAUUGAGUUUUAGCCAAUCCUCUCGGAGGCCGGCGCGGUGCCGUGGGCUUCGUAACGGCGCGGGUGGGAGGUGGCAGGGCUGGGCUGUGCCAGCCCACAGCUAUGGGCACGGGGCAAAGCUUGGCAUGGAACUGGGCAGCGUGCAUCGUGUGGUGUGAGGUGUCGGGAGGGCGUGCUUAACCCCGCAUGUCUCUUAACACUGUUGUCUUGGAUUAAGGACGGAUGGCUUAAGAAGACAACAGUGUUCACUUCGCAGUAUGUAUUUUUAUGAAUGCUUCUAAUAAAAUUGCAAACUGUCAUCAGCUCAACGGUUAUUUGCUCUUUCAAGUUAAUUGCUGUAUUUAUCUUCCUGGAGCCAAUCUUCAAAGCAGCUUGGAAUUUGGGUAGCGAGAGGGAAGGGUGGCCCUCGUGUCCUUUCCUCUCUUCUAACCUGUCGUGGCCUUAGCCUCACCCCUCCUCUCGCUCUGCUGGCUAACACGCCUGCCAUUUUUGAACGCUGAGUUGACUUGCUCUCCAUUUUCCAUCCCAUUUUUUACUUAACCAUCAUUUUGUGUUUGUUUUUUUUUCU